AUGGUCGUGCACCACGUCGUCUCCGUCGCCGUCUGGCCCGUCGCGGCGCUGACGGGCGUCGCGGGCCCGUUCCUCCUCCACUUCCUCGCGACGGAGCUGUCCUCGCCGCUCCUCCAGGGCCGCUGGUACGCCCAGGCCUUCCGCGGGCGCGGCUCGCCCGCCGACGCGGCGGCGUCGGCGGCCUUCGCGGCCGCGUUCGUCGCCGUGCGGACGUCGAACGUCCACGUCGUGGCGCAUUGCUUCGCCCGCGCGCGGCCCUUCGACGGGGCGCUCCACGGCGCCGUGCCCGCCUGGAUCCGCCUCCUGGGGACGGCGACCCUCGGCCUGCCGUCCGUGCUCAACGCCGUCUGGACGGCCCAGAUCGCGCUCCUCGGCAAGAAGAUGCUCCUCGGCAAGAAGAAGGCCAAGGUCUAG
Molecule: messenger RNA, 414 nt
Organism: Aureococcus anophagefferens
Lineage: Eukaryota; Pelagophyceae; Pelagomonadales; Pelagomonadaceae
Product: expressed protein
Exons: 1
Coding region: 1-414 (137 amino acids)
Biological process (GO): lipid homeostasis
Cellular component (GO): endoplasmic reticulum; membrane
Source: RefSeq, a predicted model, not a curated record